Synchytrium microbalum is the source of this 1257-nucleotide messenger RNA. RefSeq lists its product as uncharacterized. The coding region runs from base 1 to 1257 and encodes 418 amino acids. Gene Ontology annotation, biological process: protein histidyl modification to diphthamide. NCBI's taxonomy places the organism in Eukaryota, Fungi, Chytridiomycota, Chytridiomycetes, Synchytriales, Synchytriaceae. The transcript is spliced from 8 exons. Gene Ontology annotation, molecular function: 2-(3-amino-3-carboxypropyl)histidine synthase activity. The record is from RefSeq and is a predicted model, not a curated record.
AUGAGCGGCGUACCUGUUCCUGAUGUGUCAAGUAGCAAGGAGACUAUAUCCAAAUCCUCGUUAGCAAAGAAGCGCUUUGUUGGCUCUACUGAAGGCCAUCGUAUUAUAAUAACAGUCGCCAAACGACCAAUUACGGGUAGAUCGCGUGUUAUAAAUCAAGUCCCAGACGAUAUAUUGAACGAUGCAUUGUUGAACUCGGCCAUAUCUUUGCUACCAUCGAAUUACAACUUUGAAAUCCACAAGAGCGUAUGGCAGUUACGUCGACAGAAUGCUACAAAAGUCGCACUACAGUUUCCAGAAGGUUUGCUCAUGUUUGCUUGUGCAAUCGCCGACAUCCUUGAAAGGUUUGCAAAUGUCGAGACGCUAGUCAUGGGUGACGUGACAUACGGUGCAUGUUGUGUUGAUGAUUACACAGCUCGUGCACUAGGCUGUGAUUUCAUGAUUCAUUACGGACACAGCUGUCUAGUGCCUGUGGACGUGACUCCCAUAAAGAUGAUGUAUGUGUUUGUGGAUAUAGGCAUUGAUACGGCUCAUUUCGUGAGUACGGUUCGCAAGAAUCUGCAGCCGGAACAGAGAUUGGCUAUUGUAGCGACUAUACAGUUUGUUGCAGCUUUACAAAGUGCCAAGCAAGAUUUAUCUACAGAUUACAUAGUAACUGUGCCACAAUCUAAACCAUUGUCGCCUGGAGAGAUUCUUGGUUGUACAGCUCCGAAAUUGAAGGAUCAAGACUGUCUAGUUUAUCUUGGAGACGGCCGCUUUCACUUGGAGGCAAUCAUGAUUGCCAACCCAUCACUACCAGCAUAUCGAUAUGACCCAUACGCCAAGGUCUUUUCUCGAGAACGAUACGAGAUUAAAGACAUGAAGGAUUUACGUCGUGAUGCAAUAGACAGAGCCAAAAGUGCCAAAUCCUAUGGUAUCAUACUGGGAACAUUGGGACGUCAAGGAAGUCCCAAGGUGUUGGAUCAUCUGACGAUUGAACUGAAUCGACGAAAGAUACCAUACACGGUGGUACUACUGUCUGAGAUUUUUCCAGCCAAGCUGGCCUUGUUUUCAGAUAUUGAUGCGUGGAUACAGAUUGCGUGUCCACGGUUGUCGAUUGACUGGGGAUAUGCAUUCACUCAGCCACUACUGACGCCGUAUGAAGCUGCUGUAGUGAUGCAAGAAACGAGUUGGAAUGAGGAGGAGUAUCCAAUGGACUUUUACGCACAGGCUUCUUUGGGUCCUUGGACGCCAAAUCAUGUUGCUCCAAAGAAGUAG